GCGUUCCCGCCUAAAUCCAGCCGGGACAGGCGGAAUCCGCCUGGAAAUGGCGGGACUGAGCCUAUAUUCCUUGGGGAUGGAUCCUAAAUCCUCUGGGAUUGAGCCAAAGCGCCCAAAUCCUGGAGUUUCCACGGAUAAGGGCGGUACGGGAAAGGGCGAGCGCCCAGCCCCUUUCCGGCCCUUCCUGAGGCGCCUCCGCCAUUUUCUUGCCGCUACCACUGGGACCGGUUCUGCGCCAGGACCAGCGGAAUCCGCCAGAAAAUGGCAGGACUGAGCCUAAACCCACUGGGGAUGGAUCCUAAAUCCCCUGGGAUUGAGCCAAAGCGCCCAGAUCCUGGAGCUUCCAUGGGUAAGGGCAGUACUGGAAAGGGCGGGCGCCCAGCCACUCUCCGGCCCUUCCUGAGGCGCCCCCGCCAUCUUCUUGGCGCCGUCCCCGGGGCCGGUUCUGGACCGGGACCGGUGGAAUCCGCCAGAAAAUGGCAGGACUGAGCCUAAACCCACUGGGGAUGGAUCCUAAAUCCCCUGGGAUUGAGCCAAAGUGCCCAAAUCCUGGAGCUUCCAUGGGUAAGGGCGGUACUGGAAAGGGCGGGCGCCCAGCCACUUUCCGGCCCUUCCUGAGGCGCCUCCGCCAUCUUCUUGGCGCCGUCCCCGGGGCCGGUUCUGGACUGGGACCGGUGGAAUCCGUCAGGAAAUGGCGGGACGGAGGCUAAAUCGCCUGGGGAUGGAUCCUAAAUCCCCUGGGAUUGAGCCAAAGCGCUCAAAUCCUGGAGCUUCCAUGGGUAAGGGCGGUACUGGAAAGGGCGGACACCCCGCUCCUUUCCCGCCCCUUCUGAGGCGGCUCCGCCUUUUCUUGGCGCCGUUCCCGGCGCCGGUGCUGGGCCGGGGCCGGCGCUGGUCCCGAGGCUGCUUCACCACCAGAGCGUCCCCAAGGUGUCACCAGUGACCAUGGAGACCAAAGAGCUGUCCCCGGCCAUGCUGCAGGCACAGGUCACCGUGGUGGCCACCCUGGGCGAGCUGCUGGACACCCUGCCCACACGGGACGAGGAGGAGACACUGCAUGAGUCCUCAAAGCGCCUGCACAGGGGCCUGGAGGAAUUCACCCAGGAGCUCUGGGUCACCCUGCAGCGCACUGAGAACACCUGGAGGCGCCACAUUGUCACCGAUGAUGAUGAUGGCGGUGUCACCUCCCUGAGCCAGGCCCUGGCUGCGUAUAAGAGCACCCCACAGAGCACCCAGGACCGUGUGGCAAUGGCGGCCAGCGAGUGGCAGCGGUUGGUGGCUGCGCUCAAGAACAGCUGGGCCAAGCUGGUCAGGAAGGCCACCGAGCUCCGUGACACCUGCAGGGUGGCGGUCACUGAGGCGGCCGCCACCCAGGCCAGGGAGAUGCAGGACCAGGCUGCCCGUGAUGGGACAGCUCUGGAACGCAUGGGGGAGCUGGCUCAGGCCCUGGGUGGGGAGGAGGGGGCCGAGGUGGAAGCCAGGCCUGAAUCCCCGGUGAGAAGAGAGGCCAGGGUGGCUGCCAUCCAGGCAACAAGGGCCACCACGGAGAGAGAGCGUCUGGAGGCGGCCCUGGGGCUGCUGGAGCGCUUGGUGGCCGCGUGUGACGAAGCGACCGCGUUCCUCCGGGAGCUGCAGCGCCUGCUCAGGGACACCGAGACCACCCUGGAGGGGACAAAGAAGAAAUCCCCUGAUGUCCUGGAGGACUCAGAGGCCACGCGUGACGAAGCCGUCACCUUCCGCUCGAGUCCGUGGCACGUGUUCAGGCAUCCCAAGGCCACCCUGAAGGGGAGAAAGAAGAAAUUCCCCGAUGUCCCCGAGGACUUGGUGGCCAAGGUGGACGAGGCCGAGCGGUUGUGGGAGGCCAACACCCGCCUGGCCAAGGAUCACCUGCUGUGGGCACUUCACGACAUCACCAAGUUCUAUUUUCAUGGUGGUUCUGCCGGCACCAAUGCCCUUGAGGUGGCCGAGCGGUGCCAAAGAGCCAUCGAGGACAUCUCAAGGCUCCUUCGAACUCCAGAGCAUCCCCAGAGCGUCCCCAAGGUGUCCCCAGUGAGCACGGAGCCCCAAGAGAUGUCCCCGGCCAUGCUGCAGUCACAGGUCACCGUGGUGGCCAUCCUGGGUGAGCUGCUGGAGACCCUGCCCACGCAGGAAGAGGAGGAGAUGCUGCUCAAGUCCUCAAAGCGCCUGCAAAGGGGCCUGAAGGAAUUCACCAAGGAGCUGCGGGUCGCCCUGCGCCGCAUUGACGACACCUGGAGGCGCCACAUUGUCACCCUUGAUGAUGAUGAUGGCGGUGUCACCUCCCUGAGCCGGGCUCUGGCUGCCUACGAGAGCACCCCAGGGAUCAGCAGAGAUGACGUGGCAAGGGCGGCCAGCGAGUGGCAGCGGUCGGUGAAUUUUCUUGUGGACAGAUGGGCGGAGCUGGUCAGGAAGGCCACCAAGCUCCGUGACACCUUGAUCAAGGUGGCCGCUAAGGCACUCAUCGCCGAGCUCAGGGAGCAGCAGGACGAGGCUCCCCGUUAUAAGACAUAUCUAGGACACAGGGUGGAGCUGGGUCAGGCCCGGGGUGGGGAGGAGGGGACUGAGGUGGUGGCCAGGACUGAAUCCCCAGUGAGGAGAAAGGCCAGGGUGGCUGCCAGCGAGGAAACAACGGCCACCAUGGUGAGACAGCGGGUGGAGGUGGCCGUGGGGCCAUUGCAGUGCUUGGUGGCCGCGUGUGACGAAGCCGCCGCGUUCCCCCGGGAGCUGCAGCGCCUGCUCGGGGACACCAAGAUUGCCCUGAAGGGGAGAAAGAAGAAGUUCCCCAAUGUCCCUGAGGACUUGGUGGCCAAGGUGGCCGAGGCCGAGCGGCUGUGGGAGACCAACGCCCGCCUGGCCAAGGAUCACCUGGUGGGGAUAAUUGACGACUUCCUCGACUACUAUAGCAGGGGUGGCCGUGCCAGGCCCAGUGCCCGUGAGGUGGCCAAGCGGUGCCAAAGAGUCAUUGAGGACAUCCCAAAUCUGUUGCAGGAUGAUGAUGUCACUGCCAUGACGUCAUAAUGGCACUGACAUAAUCGGGGACAUCACUGCUGUCACCUCUCCCCUCCCCAUGCAGUAUUUGAGACUAAUGUCCCAAAUCCUUAUGGGAAUUGACCUCACUCAGGGGACAUUUUUGACAACACAGAUGGGGCAUUUUGAUGCAUGUGGAUAAU
Melospiza melodia melodia is the source of this 3188-nucleotide messenger RNA. RefSeq lists its product as uncharacterized. The coding region runs from base 946 to 3036 and encodes 696 amino acids. The transcript has 3 exons. The record is from RefSeq and is a predicted model, not a curated record. Lineage: Eukaryota; Metazoa; Chordata; Aves; Passeriformes; Passerellidae.